GUGCAAAGUGUUGGCCCUUUCUGUUUUUAUCCGAUUCAACGAUCGUAGUUCGUUACCGGAGUAUUUUGGAGAGAAAUGAUGAAGAUUAUGCUCUUUUUGCGUUUCGUGGCGGUGCUGUGUCUGUUCACGGCAGCGCGUUUCUGUUACGCCGGCAGAAGUCGGUUUUCGGGUUCCCGGGAGAAUUUUGAGGUUAUGAAGCAUUUGAAUCGUUUGAAUAAACCUUCAGUUGAAUCCAUCAAGAGCCCAGAUGGUGAUAUGAUAGACUGUGUUCAUAUCUCUCAACAACCUGCUUUUGAUCAUCCCUUCCUCAAAAAUCAUACCAUUCAGAUGAGGCCAAAUUAUCAUCCAAAUUGGAUAAAUGAUGAUGCCAUCCAAGUGUCAGCUACAAUGAAGCCUUCUAAAGAUGAAGCAUCAUCAUCAUCAGAAAAUCAGCAAACAAUUACUCAAUUAUGGCAUUCAAAUGGGAAAUGCCCAAAAGGGACAAUCCCCAUUAGAAGAACAAAGAAAGAAGAUGUACUCAGAGCCACUUCUGUAAAAAGUUAUGGCAAGAAGAAGAGUGUUUCUACUGUUGCCUAUCCAAACUCCAUUGAUCCUGAGUACAUCAAUCAGAAUGGCCAUCAGCAUGCAAUAGCCUAUGCUGAAGGAGAAUUCUAUGGUGCAAAAGCAACAAUGAAUGUUUGGAAUCCAAAGGUUCAGCAAUAUAAUGAAUUCAGCUUGUCUCAAAUUUGGUUAUUAGGAGGCUCUUUUGCUUCAGAUCUCAACAGCAUUGAAGCCGGUUGGCAGGUGAGCCCAGAAUUGUAUGGGGAUAACAACACCAGACUCUUCACCUACUGGACUAGUGAUGCAUAUCAAGCAACAGGCUGUUACAACCUUCUGUGCUCAGGGUUUAUUCAAAUCAACAAUGAGAUUGCAAUGGGUGCCAGCAUCUCUCCUAUUUCACAGAAUCAGGGUUCCCAAUAUGAUAUCAGCAUUCUUGUCUGGAAGGACCCAGAGGAAGGAAACUGGUGGAUGCAAUUUGGGAAUGGAAAAGUAUUGGGAUACUGGCCAGCCACACUGUUUUCUUACCUUACUGAGAAGGCAUCAUUGAUAGAAUGGGGUGGAGAGGUGGUCAACACAGCCUUAGACGGGCAACACACGACUACCCAAAUGGGCAGCGGUCAGUUCCCUCAACAAGGGUUUAGUAAAGCAAGUUAUUUCAGAAAUAUUGAAAUUGUGGAUGAAUCCAACAAUUUAAGGACUCCUAAAGACAUUAACACCUUUACCGAACAACCCAAUUGCUACGAUGUUCGAACAGGCAACAACGGCGAUUGGGGCAGCUACUUUUAUUACGGCGGACCUGGUCGUAACCCCAACUGCCAGUGAAAGAUCAUCCGGGCAGCAGAUUAGGGCAGGUAUGUUGGUGAUACCCGUUGACAAAUCAAUGGAUAAAUUGGAACUUUUUUGGUUUUCGAGUUAGGAAGUGUGUGGUUGGUGAAUCCACGAAAACGUGGAAUGAUCAGAUUGAUCGGUUUUGCCCUCUUUGAAAUUAGUGAUAUUUAAGUUGUAUAUUGAGAGGGUUAGAUUAAAAUUAGAUGAAA
Cynara cardunculus var. scolymus (artichoke) is the source of this 1577-nucleotide messenger RNA. RefSeq lists its product as uncharacterized. The transcript is spliced from 7 exons. Lineage: Eukaryota; Viridiplantae; Streptophyta; Magnoliopsida; Asterales; Asteraceae. The record is from RefSeq and is a predicted model, not a curated record. Bases 76 to 1362 code for a protein of 428 amino acids.